Molecule: messenger RNA, 3160 nt
Organism: Impatiens glandulifera
Lineage: Eukaryota; Viridiplantae; Streptophyta; Magnoliopsida; Ericales; Balsaminaceae
Product: beta-galactosidase-like
Exons: 19
Coding region: 247-2793 (848 amino acids)
Biological process (GO): carbohydrate metabolic process
Cellular component (GO): vacuole; cell wall
Molecular function (GO): beta-galactosidase activity; carbohydrate binding
Source: RefSeq, a predicted model, not a curated record
AGUAUCCAAUUCUUCUUCUUUUUUUUCCUGAAAAUACUCUUUUUUUCUUUUUCUUUUCCCACUCACUGAGCGACAAAAGCACACACAUUCACAGCUAAUCACGCUCUCUCUCAAUUAUUUGAUGUAUUGAUGAUGAUGAUUGUCACUUAAACAAUUGGUAGGAGUUGCCCUGCAAGUUAAGGGACCGACCAAAUAGGGCGAACAAGCCCACCAGUGAAGGAAGGAGUGUAGUCCUAACUCACACUCAUGAAUUUGAAGCUUGUCACAUGUAAUGCAAUGCCGCCGGCGGCAGCAGCAGCAGCAGCAGCGGCGGUGCUUUUCUGUUCAUUGAUUAUCUCUGUCACAUCAUCUGUUUCAUAUGACAACAGGGCUUUAACUAUAAAUGGCAAGCAGAGGAUUCUUAUCUCCGGAUCUAUUCACUACCCUAGAAGCACCCCUGAGAUGUGGCCAGAUCUUAUUCAUAAAGCAAAAGAAGGAGGGAUUGAUGUAAUUCAGACAUAUGUUUUCUGGAAUGGGCAUGAGCCCCAACAAGACAAUUAUUACUUUGAGGAAAGAUAUGAUUUAGUCAAGUUCAUCAAGCUGAUCAAAGAAGCAGGUCUUUAUGCCCACCUCAGAAUUGGUCCCUAUGCUUGUGCUGAAUGGAAUUUUGGAGGUUUUCCUGUUUGGCUAAAGUAUGUUCCUGGCAUCAGCUUUCGAACAGAUAAUGAGCCUUUCAAGGCUGCAAUGGAAAAAUUCACUAAGAAGAUAGUGGAUAUGAUGAAAGAUGAAGAGCUCUAUGAGUCACAGGGUGGCCCUAUAAUUCUGUCGCAGAUAGAAAAUGAAUACGGUCCCAUGGAGUAUGAAAUUGGGGCGCCUGGUGUAGAAUACACGAAAUGGGCAGCAGAGAUGGCGGUGGGGCUAGAGACUGGUGUGCCCUGGGUAAUGUGCAAGCAAGAUGAUGCACCUGAUCCUGUUAUUAACACUUGCAAUGGAUUUUAUUGUGACUAUUUCUCACCAAAUAAAGCUUAUAAACCCAAGAUAUGGACCGAAGCUUGGACUGGCUGGUUCACCGAAUUUGGAGGUGCAGUCCCAUACAGACCUGCAGAAGAUUUGGCAUUCUCGGUGGCAAGAUUUAUCCAGAACGGAGGAUCUUUCAUUAACUAUUACAUGUAUCAUGGAGGAACGAACUUUGGCAGGACUUCUGGCGGUCCUUUUAUCGCCACCAGCUAUGAUUACGAUGCUCCUCUUGAUGAAUAUGGGCUAUUUCGACAACCUAAAUGGGGACAUCUGAAAGAUCUUCAUAGAGCAAUAAAGCUAUGCGAGCCUGCUAUAUUAGCUAGUGAUCCUGCAAAGAUUUCUCUUGGGAAUUAUCAGGAGGCCCAUGUUUUCAAGUCAAACUCUGGAAGUUGUGCAGCAUUUCUUGCCAACUAUGAUUCACAUUCCUUUGCAAAAGUGGCAUUUGGAGAUAUGCAUUAUAACCUUCCUCCCUGGUCUAUUAGCAUUCUUCCAGAUUGCAGAAACACUGUUUAUAAUACUGCGAGGGUGGGUGCUCAAAGUGCACAAAUGAAGAUGACCCCUGUUGUGUAUGAUGUUGGAUUUUCAUGGCAAUCAUUCAACGAAGAGCCGGCUUCAUAUGACAAUACUUUUACGACGGUUGGAUUGUUGGAGCAGAUAAACAUCACAAGAGAUGUCUCUGAUUAUUUGUGGUAUAUGACAGAUGUCAAGAUCGACGAAGAUGAAGAAUUCUUGAGUAGUGGGAACUAUCCGGUUUUCACGGCCUUAUCUGCUGGUCACGCUAUGCAUGUUUUCAUCAAUGGCCAACUAUCUGGAACUGCGUAUGGAAGUUUAGAAAAUCCAAGAUUGACAUUUAGUGAAGGUGUGAAUCUCAGAGUGGGUGUAAACAAUGUUGCCCUACUAAGCAUUGCUGUUGGUCUCCCGAAUAUUGGUCCACAUUUUGAGACCUGGAAUGCGGGUGUUCUUGGACCGGCUUCAUUGCACGGCCUAAAUGAGGGAAGAAGGGAUUUAUCGUGGCAAAAUUGGUCCUACAAGAUUGGUCUAAAGGGAGAAGAUUUGAGUCUCCAUUCUUUAAGUGGAAGUUCCUCCGUUGAGUGGGUCAUGGGCUCUAUGGUGGCACAGCGACAGUCCCUAACCUGGUAUAAGGCUACUUUCAGUGCUCCAGAUGGAGAGGAGCCUUUGGCAUUGGACAUGAGUACAAUGGGCAAAGGUCAAGUAUGGAUAAAUGGGGAAAGCAUUGGACGAUACUGGCCUGCAUACAAAGCAUCAGGAAAUUGCGGAACCUGUAACUAUACCGGUUGGUUUGACGAGAAGAAAUGUCUGAGUAGUUGUGGAGAGCCUUCACAAAGAUGGUACCAUGUUCCUCGAUCUUGGUUGAAACCAAGUGGGAAUUUGCUGGUUGUGUUUGAGGAAUGGGGUGGAGACCCGUUUGGUAUUACUUUGGUGAAAAGAGAGGUAGGUAGCGUGUGUGCAAAUAUAUUUGAGUGGCAACCCACUUUAGUGAACUGGCAGCUUCUAUCCUCGGGAAAAGUCGAGAAACCUUUGAGACCGAAAGCUCACCUAUCGUGUGCCCCCGGUCAGCACAUCUCAUCAAUCAAAUUUGCUAGCUUUGGAACUCCUGAAGGCUCUUGUGGAGCCUUCACUCAGGGUGGCUGUCAUGCUGUUCAUUCUUACGAUGCCUUUGAAAGGGUAUGCAUUGGGAAUAAUUCAUGCUCUGUUAGGGUAACACCUGAGAUGUUUGGAGGAGAUCCAUGUCCAUCUGUCAUGAAGAGGCUCUCAGUUGAAGCUAUUUGCAGCUAAAAAGCAAAAGCUUUCCCACUAAAUAGAAAAAGAAAACAAACGAAUUCUUCUCAGGGUUGUUGGUUGGACACGAUACAAAUUCUUGAUAACAUUCAGCAAUUGGAUUGGAAUACUAAAUGUUUUGGCUAUCUGCCCGGAUUAACUUGUCCAAAAACACAUACAUGAUAUGAUGACCACUCUUGGAGAGAUACAUCAGUUUCUGAACUUUCAUUUUUUGUUUUUGUUUUUGAAUGUAGUAGUAAUAUACACAACAAAUUAAAGGGACUGGGCAUGCAUGCACAUUGAGACAGCAAAAAAUUGCGUCCAUGUGUUCAUGAUCAUGUAUUCUUUUCGAGGAAAUAUGUUGUCUAGCUAGCUUUCAUCUGUA